AUAUAAUGAUUAACAGAUGGCGUUUGUGUCAGAGGGUUACAUCGGGUUCAUGGGGGCAUGUUAGACGUUAAAUAACAAUAUUGCUAGUUUCUUUCUUCCGGAUAUUUUUAAAAUAUACAGCCUUGAUUUUACCGGUCGAAAUGAACGACUGUUUUAAAGGAGAUGUUGAGGAGGCCAUACAAACUCAUCUUGAUAUUCUGUCAGAAAAAUCUCAGUUUGCUGUAAGUUUAAAACAGGAUAAAGGGUUGUUCAACAAAAUAAGCAUCCUGCAUCUUACUGAUAUUGAUGUUCCAGUGUCCCUAAAUAAUGUGUCGAAGCUUGUUCAAGCUGCUUCCAAGAGCAGUCCAGAAGCAAAAAGUUCUCCUUGUGUAAAGUAUGGACAAAUGUGGCAGAUCCGUCAGUGUGAGGCACUUAAAGCUCAAAGUGAAAAGUGGUCUGACCUUUUACCAGAGUUAACAAACAAAAUGUUAUUACUCAUGGGCCUAAACCCUUUGGUUGUAAAGGUCAAAACCAUCUUACGAGACUUUUUCAUUUGUGGUACUGAUGGCUUAGCAAAAUUUUGUUUCGAAGAAGAGAAUGCUGGAUUUAUUAAGAUGAUUUUACAAAUCCCUGUUGAGGGAAUCCAUGAAGAAGGCCGGAUCAAAGUGGAACUUAACGAAAAAAUACAGUUGUUCAACGUCUGUGAAGAUAGUGAUCGUCAUUACCACGUGACGGCUUUCUAUUCCGACUGCGACCAUCAACUGGAAAAGGUGACGUUUGGCUGGCGGUUGGCCAUGGUCUUUGACUUGGUAUUCGAGGAGAAAAUGGUUCAUAACCCCUUAUGCCCACCAGCGAAUCUCCAUUCCUUUCUAGCCGUCGGUCACAUUCAAGAGACUUUAGCGCAAUGGGCCACGAAUGAGAAUGAUUACCCCAGUAUGCUAGCCUUAGUACUUGAUCACCGCUACAGUUCAACUCAGCUCAAUUUUCAUAGCCUGAAAGGCAGGGAUCAUCUUUUGACCGGACUGCUCCGAUCUGUUGAUAGUAUCAAUACGUAUCUGAGUCACUUUCAAGCGCAUGAACGUAGCAUUACCCUCUCGGACCAAGAAGACAGUGAGAACACGGAUUCAGACUGUACCAUUACCCUCUCGGACCAAGAAGACAGUGAGAACACGGAUUCAGACUGUACCAAUUCCAUCUGCAUCUGCUGCGUUACCAAAGGUUGUAGCUGUCAGAAACGGGUGCGUCGGAGAGCCGAGUCACAACCUAACCUGAGAAAUGGUGUCAAGAUUCUUAGCCUGACAGGUGUGGAUGGCAAAACAAUGGAAUGCAUCCCAAUCGAUGUCGACCUCGAUUCGGAAAUGAUUCUUUUCAACCGAAAUGUGCACAACAUCCGUCCCAAUGUAACCGUCUUCGACUGUGAUAAUAUGGAAUAUGAUAUCCCCGACGGCCAUACAGAAUUGGGCCUGUUGCGUUGGUUACGGGAGUGCCAGUAUGACGCAGUGACUGGGCCGAUAGAACAAUUCCAGCUUGCUAAAUACGAAAUAGAGCAGCGGUUUGAAAAGAACAAAUGCCGUGUCAUUUUCGUUGUGCACGUCGAUCCUCGGCCUGUGAGCAUGCACUGGGUGUUUUCCUUUGGUGAUUGUUGGGAUUAUUGUUUCGUAGAUGAAGUCGUCCCUGGCGGCCAAUUAGACCACCAUCGGAUCUCGCUAGGCAAAUUCGUCAAAUCGCCUUCCGACCAAACUUUGUCGAGUUUUAUUGUGGAAAUGUCAACUGAAUCCUUCAAGUCGUUAUUACUCGAAAUGCUCGGCCCAGUUUUGCAGACAAGUCUAGCCACAUUACGGGCCAGCUUGGGACAAUUUUACAGCGGGGUCCGAAUAGCAUUAGGACUGCCAAACAACAAAACCUUGAUAAAAUUGAUGAAAGAAUGUUUGCUGGCCCAACUGAAUGACAGCGGGAUAACCUGGAAUGUAGUCGAUGCAGUGAGCGAUCCAAGUUUUGAUUCUUCUUCUUCGCUAACGGAGGGCCUCUGGGGUGUUUUCAAGCACAAAAUUAGCAACCCUCUUGCACACUUUUUACUUAUCAGUGAUAUUUGGCGUAUUACUGAUCUGCCCUCCUCCAUGUUAUGGUGUGACUUUGUUAUCGCGAAUUAUCCCGACCGUUUGAUGUCGCUCAACUCUUCCGACACUCCCCCUCAAAUUCCUGUUGGAUUUCGAUCCUGCACUCAACCAUUUGGUCGAUUGCUAGCAUCUUUCAACAUGAAUUACGCCCAACGCACAGAACCACGUCUCAAUGGACCGCUUCGAUGGCUCUUAGAGCGUAUCGCCAAAAACGAAGAUGAAAAUUCGCAAGAGAUAAAAGAGGCAUACUUUCUUGAUUGGUUUUUGCUUCGAAUUCCACCACAUUUGCACCGUUGCUUGCGAAAAGUGCCGCUGUCGAAGAUGAGUUAUCUUGUUGACAAUCUGUUUGAAGAACCAGCCAUGUUUUUCCUUGAUUGGGAGCAUUGUGAAGCAGAUGUAAUUGCAGCCCUUGAGCUGGCUAGCAUUGCCUCUUUUGCCACGGCUGAUAAGAUUGACUUCUGGAGCGAGGCUACGGGCAGGAUGCGCAAUUGGAAAUUUUUUACCGAAACAGCAGCUCGGCUAUCCUUAGAAACAUUGGCUUCAGCCGACGUUAUGAAGUCCCAUAAAAAAUUCAUGCAAUCAAUUUCUUCGAUUGAAUUAAGUUCGGCGCUUACAAACCUACUGGAUUGCGUGAAAGAUUUGCCACAGCUUUGGCUUGGUUUGAGAAUCACGAAACGUAUCUUGGUCUUUGAUCCAGAUUCGGACAUCAGACUUCCAGAACUACAGGUUUCUGCACCUCACAGACUAUUUGAUAGCCUGACAGAUUUAGUCAUUACAUCUGUCAUCCGACCAAGGCUGGCUAGUGAUGGCCAAGGAAGACGAUUUGUCCGACAAGCUGACUUGUACGCCUUGCUAAAGAGCACGUCGUCCUGUAGUUCUCCCGAAGAGCUUUCAAAAAUCCUAGGAGAGUGUCCUACCACCAAUUCGAUCGUAUUACGAGAAGAUAACGUAGCUGGAAAAGAUAUCGACGGACAUUGUUCAAGUUGCGCAAGCCCGCUUACCACAAUUGAAGAAACGGAAGAUGACCAGACCCAUCCUGUUACUCAUUUGAGAUCACCAAACGAAAAAGAGAUAAAUUCCCUCUUCGAAGAUCACCAAAAAUUCAUGUUUUUCUUUGAGCGUGUCGCUGAGUUGUUCAUCCAACAGCGAAAAAACAAUCCGCGUGAUAUCCAAGAUUUUCUGCAGUAUCUUUUAAGUUCCGAUUCCCGUCUGCGAGUCUCAUGGCGUUUCAUGACCGUUAUCGUACGCACGGUUUUGUCAACUCGUUCUGGCAAAAAAGUUAUGGAUGACCUUCUCUUAACCAUUCGAUGCAACCGGCCGUCUGGCGAAUUUAAUGUUAAUGCCCACAAUUUGUUACGUGCCUUACUCGCGUGUGCCGACCAAGAUAUCCGGAACAACCAGGACGCCGAACCAGGUUUUGAUUUGAUUGAAGCUGCCAUGACAAGAGAUUGGACGGUUGAUCGCAUUCAACGACUAGCUAACAUUCGAAAGCAAAUAGCUGAAGUUGAAAAUGGAAUAGGGGAUGUUAUCGCAGAAUGGUCUGGUUGGCGGAAAAACCAGAAUGACCAAGCCCUCACGGAUUCUUUGCUGUUCUUCAUCUUGCGUUUCUACUCUGAUGAAGGAGACCAAACACGACUGAGCCGAAUGUUCCGCAAUCCAAGAAUAGCUGAAGAACUAAAUCACCACAAGGUUGUUAACAGUUUCAUCAAGACUUUAUCUCCGCUCUCGCUAGGUUUCGAUCUACAACCUGCUGCCACUACAGCCAAUGUAUUCCAAGAGCGCUUGUUGGAUGGAGAUCGUUUUGGCACUGGGGCAUUCGAGCAUUAUCCUGCACUACGCGAAAUCCAACCCGAUUGGGCUCCUUUCAUCGCUCGACUCGCGUAUCACGCGUAUGAUAUCUUCCAAACCAAACAUUUCCGCUUGCUAAGAGAAAUGGCUACCAAUCUGGUUGCUACGUCGCAAUAUCUUCUUCCGGGCAUUGACAAUCAUCCUUAUUUGCCCAGCUUUACAUUGGAGGCGAUGCGCUGGUUUGUUUGUAACUGUGGAACAUUGAAUUGUGUCGGGAACUGUGGAAAUCCCACGCCAGCAUCCAUUUGCAUCAAUUGUCGCGUGGCCCUUAGUCAAGCCGCUCACCAUCCACGAGCUGGAGUUCGACGAGCAACCGCUAGAGACUUUCAGCCACCGACUGGGAUUCACGUAACUCGAGCUGCCACCCGUACUCCAACUUUUGCUGCGAGAAACUGUUCACCGGUCGUCACCCGAUUUGCACUCCUGCUGAAUUCGUUGGCACUGAUGAAUGCUGCUUUAAAUCCACGAACAGAACAACACGCCAUUGCUCAUCUACUGCUGACGCUUCCACUUGCCGAACGUCAGCGUGUUGAAAAUCGUCAAUCAUUAAUUCAGCUCCUGUCGAAUCAUAUAAUCGUCCAUCUAGACCUACUCUGCCAGCUAUUAGUGGCAUCUAGACCACAAUUGACAAUGACGGACAAGUUCCGCAUUGGCCAUUUGUUACUCCACAAAUUACUCGCAUCUCAGGACCGUUCAUUUCUUACACACGCGGCCGAUUUUGCUAACGGAACACAGGCAAGAGAGACUUUCGAAAAUGGUCUAACAAGACUGCUGGCCCAACAAGUAAACCUAGCGGAAGAGCUCGAUCAGAUCGCAGGGCAAUCAGAUGCGGCAUCGAAGGCAUUUAGGCAAUCCUUCCUGCACAACGAAACAUCGCAUUGGGCCUAUGCAAGAAGAGUCUUUGCUGAUCGACAAACCUUACAACUAGAACUGGCCAGGAACGGUCAGCUGCGCAAAACUCUGCCUUUCCUGAAUUUGUUACUGGAUGAUGAAAAUUGGAUGCGCAAAUUGAAUGCGUUGCAAUACCUUGGCGAAGCUUUACGUUUUGUCGCUCUCGUUCGCACUGUUUUGGCAGGAGAAAUAACUCUAGAGGAAGCAAACCGUAUGACCAUCGCCCAGGGUUUGGAAAAAAUCACGGAUGUCGUUUUGCAGAAAGUAGUCCUAUUAGAUCGCGGGCGCCCUGUAGCGACCAGGGAACAUGUGAUGGAUCUGUUUGAGGGUUUCAAACAGUUAUGGGAUCGAUUCAGUCAGCUACAGAACGCGGAGAAGAAAACGUUCUUGGAUUACUUUACAACAACUGGUUCUUGGAUUACUUAACAAGUUGAUGUCAGCGUUAGACCCAAAACAAUACUUGAUCAAGCAGCACCCCUUAUUCUGAUUUUGGCCGGCAGUGAACUGCCGGGGACUACGUUCAGUUGCCAACUAUUGAGUCACGCUGUGGAAGCUGCUUCAUCCAUCGCCCUCACGGACUUCAUUCAGCCGCUUUGUCGAGUAGGCUCAGGACGCGUCCGACUCUCAUGUUCAAGCGCUGCAGCUUUAACUGACUUCGAUGAAUCACUAUACGCCCACGUUUCAACCGAAGAGGUCGAUAAUUUUAUUCGGGAUCAUGUCAUCGACCGGUCCACUCUCAAGCUAGCUGAGUCAUUUGCAAUGGCGGCCAUUUUAGGACCGGCUGGUAGUACCAUAGCGGAAGAGUUGUCUCUUGAUGUCAUCCCAGAAUUUUUGUUCAAAGACGAUGUGGAAUCGGGAAAUUUUCUUGUGAGUCUGGAGAGGCGUUCUAUCCCUUGGCAGCCAUCUACGAUACCUCCUCAACUCCAGGAACUCAUCCUAGCUGAUUUGGAAAAAAAUCGCUGUUUGGCCGAGGCUAGAUCGGUCCUCAUUUCUGUCAUCACGCAUCUUCAUUCAAAUACCGAACCACUAGUCGUUAGCAAGGUGCGGAAGAACUACAUCUCCGAAGUAUUGGAGGAAUUGGUGCAGGCAGAAGUUUUGACAGAACGCCACAUAUCGAACGCCACCGUAGGCGCCCUCAACAGACAUUUGAAAUUGGAAGUUCGUCACGCCUUUGGUUUGCUGAAAGCCAUUGUGGCGCGAAUGAAAGGUGAUGACAUUUUCGGUGGCCGCGUUCGAGAAGGUUGGACGACGAUGAUACCUGAACGCCUUGCUCAACUGACGAGGCAAAAAUUACGAGCCGAUACCCAACCCGGUGGAAUACUGGAAAGUUUGUUACAGAUGGUUAACAUUAUAUCAGGUAAUCAGACGGUCCCGGUCGAGCUUACCCCCGACAAGUCUUUGUUGUAUGCCAUCAGACAGAUCGAAGGUUCGGAAUGGGAUGGAAUUCCCGCCGAAUUGAAAAUGGAGCAUCUCGGCCACCUACACAACAUUGUCGAAUCCGUUGCCAAAAAAUAAGCCUUACGUCAAUUGUUUUCUUGUCUUUCUUUUUUAAUCCAGUUUGUUUUUUUAUCCGAUAUUACGCCAAUUAAGAUUAAUAAUUAUUGAUUUUUUCCUGAAACAUGUGAUCAAAGGUUUGGUGAAAGUCGUUCCUGGUCUAGUUUAUUUGUAAUUCAUUUUCCUGAUAGAGGGUUACAAAAAAUUAUUAAUAAUAAUAAUUACUUUUUCAUUCUGGGUUUGGCUCUUUAUUCUGUAAACAGUGUUCUGCAUCUAUCAAUACAUAGUAAAAGCUGGAA
Messenger RNA from Daphnia magna, 6628 nucleotides. RefSeq lists its product as uncharacterized. Lineage: Eukaryota; Metazoa; Arthropoda; Branchiopoda; Diplostraca; Daphniidae. Gene Ontology annotation, molecular function: ubiquitin-protein transferase activity; ATP hydrolysis activity. The record is from RefSeq and is a predicted model, not a curated record.